Juglans regia (Persian walnut) is the source of this 1060-nucleotide messenger RNA. RefSeq names its product E4 SUMO-protein ligase PIAL2-like. The coding region runs from base 65 to 1054 and encodes 329 amino acids. Gene Ontology annotation, molecular function: SUMO ligase activity. The record is from RefSeq and is a predicted model, not a curated record. Lineage: Eukaryota; Viridiplantae; Streptophyta; Magnoliopsida; Fagales; Juglandaceae. The transcript has 12 exons. Gene Ontology annotation, biological process: protein sumoylation.
CCAACUUCGUAAUUGCGAAAAAAGGUCCUAACAAAAAGCGAGAUAGAGCGAGCGAGGCGAUUGAAUGGCCGGAACUACGUUGAGACCGUCGCUGGCGCCGGGCGGGUUGGCUGGGACGAAUAUAGGGCCGGGUCGCCCACCGUCUCCCUCUUCUGUCAACUCUUACCGAGUUUCCGCUGUGGUCGAGCGAUUGACCGGGCACGCCCUACUCGGAAAUCGUAGCGACACCAUUGAAUUCUUCAAACUAUGCUUAUCUCUCGCCAGAGGUAUUGAUUAUGCAGUUGCAAACAAUGAGGUUCCAAACAAAGCUCAAGAUCUGCCUUUAUUGUUGAAGCAGGUGUGCCAGCGUAAAAAAGAUAACUUCUUACAGGCAGCUAUCAUGGUGCUUAUGCUCUCUGUGAAGAAUGCAUGUAAGAUUGGGUGGUUUUCAGAAAAGGAGUCUGAAGAACUUAUCAUUCUUGCAAAUGAGAUAGGUAGCAGCUUCUGCAUUUUGGGAAAUAUUAACGCGGGACCUAGUAAUUCUCCUUCCACUAUAAAACAAAUAAUGGAGAGGUUCUACCCACGAAUGAGGAUGGGGCAAAUACUUGCUUCCCUUGAAGUCAAGCCUGGAUACGGGGCAUAUGUGAUUGAUUUCCAAAUUUUAAAGACUACGGUACAUUCUCCCGAAGAAAAAAUUCGGUUAUUUGUAGCACAGACAGAUAGUAUAGAGACAUCUGCAUGCAUUAUAUGUCCUCCCCAAGUGAGCUUUCUUCUGAAUGGAAAGGGAGUUGACCGAAGGACUACUGUUCUAAUGGACUCUGGACCACAGUUACCAACAAAUGUGACUACAAUGCUGAAAUAUGGAACAAAUCUUCUUCAGGCUGUAGGCCAGUUUAAUGGUCAUUAUAUCAUAGCUGUUGCCUUCGUAAGUGUGAUGUCAUCACCUGACACCCCAGUGCCACCUGAUUAUGUGCAACCUGCUGUAGCUUCAGUUGACCCAGAUUCUGACAUAAUUGAAGGGCCAUCACGGAUAUCACUUCGUUGUCCUAUAAGGUAUGCCAUGGUUGUUGCUUAGGAUUUU